GGAAAGGCAAGCGUGAGCUGCCUUAAAUGCUUGGAAUAAUUCCGCUUCCGUUUGGAAAGCCGCAGCCUCAGUCCCGCCGCGCCCGCCCAGCGCCAGCUCCGCGUCCCGACCGGCCCGCGGCUGUCCGCUCCACCGCCAUGGCCUCCUCCCCGCAAAAGUCGCCCUCGGUCCCCAAGUCCCCCACUCCCAAGUCGCCCCCAUCCCGGAAGAAAGAUGACUCCUUCUUGGGGAAACUCGGCGGGACUCUGGCCCGGAGGAAGAAAGCCAAAGAGGUGUCCGAGCUUCAGGAGGAGGGCAUGAAUGCCAUCAACCUGCCCCUCAGCCCCAUCCCCUUCGAGCUGGACCCGGAGGACACCAUGCUGGAGGAGAAUGAAGUGCGAACAAUGGUGGAUCCAAACUCGCGCAGCGACCCCAAACUCCAAGAACUGAUGAAGGUAUUAAUUGACUGGAUUAAUGACGUGCUGGUUGGAGAAAGAAUCAUUGUGAAAGACCUGGCUGAGGAUUUAUAUGACGGACAAGUCCUGCAGAAGCUGUUUGAGAAACUGGAGAGUGAGAAGCUGAACGUGGCCGAGGUCACCCAGUCAGAGAUUGCGCAGAAGCAAAAGCUGCAGACUGUCCUGGAGAAGAUCAACGAAACCCUGAAACUUCCUCCCAGAAGCAUCAAGUGGAAUGUGGACUCUGUUCAUGCCAAGAGCCUGGUAGCCAUCCUGCACCUGCUGGUUGCUCUGUCCCAGUAUUUCAGGGCCCCAAUCCGACUGCCAGACCAUGUUUCCAUCCAAGUGGUUGUGGUCCAGAAACGAGAAGGAAUCCUCCAGUCUCGGCAAAUCCAAGAGGAAAUAACUGGUAACACAGAGGCUCUCUCUGGAAGGCAUGAACGUGAUGCCUUCGACACCUUGUUCGACCAUGCACCCGAUAAGCUCAACGUGGUGAAAAAGACUCUCAUCACUUUUGUGAACAAGCACCUGAAUAAACUGAACCUGGAGGUCACAGAACUGGAAACCCAGUUUGCAGAUGGGGUGUACCUGGUGCUACUCAUGGGGCUCCUGGAGGGCUACUUUGUGCCCCUGCACAGCUUCUUCCUGACCCCGGACAGCUUUGAACAGAAGGUCUUAAACGUCUCCUUUGCCUUUGAGCUCAUGCAAGAUGGAGGGUUGGAAAAGCCAAAACCUCGGCCAGAAGACAUCGUCAACUGUGACCUGAAAUCCACGCUGCGAGUGUUGUACAACCUCUUCACCAAGUACCGGAACAUGGACUGAGGGGCAGACCGCACCAUCCUCCGAGCCACCUUAACCUGCUUAUUCCUGCCUCCCCUCUGUGCCAUCCCACAAAGUCCAGCCACAACCCAGAAAUCACGGGACCUGAAUUAGGAAGGAAACGAUCAGAAACUCCGGGCUGACCCACACCUCCCAGGCCCUAGGUCGGAGCCAGCUGUGGCCUCAGAAGAUUGUCCCCAUCCUGGUGCUGGAUCCAGAUUUCCCUCUGUCACUUGGGAACCAGCUUAGGUCCAGGAGACACACACACACACACACACACCCAGAAGAUGAAAAUAGAGAUAAUAGUUACCACUUAAUGGGUGUAAACUAUGUGCCAGACAUCACACGAAGUGCUCUGAUGUACUCAAACUCAUUAGUUCUCGUGACUUCCGCUGAAGCCGGUGUUAUACACCCCUUUCCCAGAUGAGGAAAAGGCUCAGAGAGGUAAAGAGACGUGCCAGAACUUGGCAUUUGUUUUUCCUCUUUGAACAACAUACGUAUUUGUUAAUAACUAGCCAAUUACAUCAACGUUCUUUGCCUGUCCUAUAGUUGUAUGUGUGCACGCACACCCACAAAGAAGACAGGCGCCCACUGACCUCGCCACCAAGCAGGCCAGGAGGGCUUAGUGAUUCACACUCAAAUUGGCAAAUUUAAUCCAAUUAAUAGUGUAUGUGUGGCAGGAAUCAUGUCCCUCAGCUCCUUUGUACAAAUGAAAAUUGCUCUUAAUUCCUUCAGAUUUGUAAUAACCCCAUGCUCUGGUUUCAGGGUGACAUUUGGGAAGGAUUCUGUUUAAAAUUAAUGGAGUGGCACAUUUCACAACCUUUUUGCUUGAUUGCAUGUAAUGGAAGUGCCCCAUAUUUUACUGCAAAAUAAGUACUCAAUUCAUUAUCAUCAGGCAAAUGUAUAAUAUACGCCAGCACCACCGAGAGCUGGGCAUAGACCCACGUGAGCAUGGCUUGGGAAGUAGGGCUCUUCACCGGGAACCCUUGAACUUUAAAGAAAGGAACUCCUCUUUGCCUUCUAAUUGAUCAUUUAGACCAUUCCUGGCUAAGUCUGCCCACAUGCAAUUACCGGCUAAUUCAGGCGAGGAAAAAUGUAAGCCAUUCAGACCCAAGCCGAGCCGUUUCCUUGCGUGGGCUACUGGCGGGCUUAUGGGGACUUGCAUCCCCGCUCUGUGAACCCAGCUUGGAAACACAAGGCUCUAGUUGUCCCAGGCUGCCGGGGCCCUUGCGAAUAGGAAAGAGGCUAAAGCUGGGGUGACUAGGAGGACAGAAGCAUGCUGGGUGGGGGGCGGGGGA
Myotis myotis is the source of this 2551-nucleotide messenger RNA. It is a transcript of the gene PARVA, whose product is annotated as parvin alpha. Bases 27 to 1256 code for a protein of 409 amino acids. NCBI's taxonomy places the organism in Eukaryota, Metazoa, Chordata, Mammalia, Chiroptera, Vespertilionidae. The record is from RefSeq and is a predicted model, not a curated record. The transcript is spliced from 13 exons. Gene Ontology annotation, biological process: establishment or maintenance of cell polarity; actin cytoskeleton organization; cilium assembly. Gene Ontology annotation, molecular function: actin binding. Gene Ontology annotation, cellular component: actin cytoskeleton; cytoplasm; focal adhesion.